UCUCUACAGCUGCUGGGAUUAUUCACUAGUUCACAGUGGAAAGUUUAUCCUGAACUGUUUGCCUGGCUUUGAGUCAUCAGUCCCAGGUUAUAAUGAAGCUUCUGGUCACUUAUUUCUUUUGGUUCGGCUUGAGUGUCAUUGCUGUUCAAGAGGGUAUCCAUGCAGAGGAAUGCAUCUUUCAGAAGCUGGAUGGGAGGGAUGCCGACUUUUGCAGAGGGGGGUUAGAAGUUUUGUAUCCAGAACUGGGAGAUGUUGGCUGUACAUAUAUUCCAAAGUGCAACCAGUACCGAAAGCAGAUCUCCAAGGAAUGGAGCAGUCCAGAUGUCAGAUACCAGAAGGCAGAUGGGAAUAAGCAGUACGUUCUGAUCGUGGUGGAUCCAGAUGCCCCUAGUCGAGCAAAUCCAAAAUACCGUUACUGGAGACACUGGCUUGUCACCAAUAUCAGA
Molecule: messenger RNA, 446 nt
Organism: Gekko japonicus
Lineage: Eukaryota; Metazoa; Chordata; Lepidosauria; Squamata; Gekkonidae
Product: phosphatidylethanolamine-binding protein 4-like
Exons: 4
Source: RefSeq, a predicted model, not a curated record